Molecule: messenger RNA, 516 nt
Organism: Glarea lozoyensis ATCC 20868
Lineage: Eukaryota; Fungi; Ascomycota; Leotiomycetes; Helotiales; Helotiaceae
Product: Acyl-CoA N-acyltransferases (Nat)
Exons: 2
Coding region: 1-516 (171 amino acids)
Molecular function (GO): acyltransferase activity, transferring groups other than amino-acyl groups
Source: RefSeq, a predicted model, not a curated record
AUGGAACCUCCCAUACUCUACGAUACCUCAAAGCACGAGCAUCUCAUAGCAUCUAUGGUUAAAUGCCAUGCUGAUUGCAUCACUUUUGAGCCGUUCAUGAUAGCAAAUUUCAUACCCCCAUUGAAUAACGAGCUCAUGACUGAGUGGUGGAGGAGACGCUGCAACGAGACGAAGAAUGAUGAUGUACUUUCGGGCACUCGAUAUAUUAUUCUACAGCUGGCGCGGAAUUCUACAACAGGAGAAGAGGAGGUAGCUGGUAUCGUCAUGCUCGCUUCGGCAUUUAAUGAAAAUGGCAAUUUCCGCGGUAUGGUCGAGAAGCUUUUAGUGAGUCCAGAGCACCGUAAGAAAGGAAAUGCAGGAGCUAUGAUGAGGAAAUUGGAAGAAGUUGCUAGGCAGCACGGGAAGCUUCUUUUGGUCGGAAUUGUUCCUCGUAUGGAGAUACAACCAAGAAACAACAAGCUGGCUGACACGAUAUUCUUUUACAAGGAUAUGAGACCAGAGGACUGGGCUCCUUAA